AUGGACAACGAAAUCCGACCGGCCUGGCAGUCCCCAACUGUUGCUCCCAACUCUCCUGUUACUGAUCGAGAAAGUUGGAAGACCGCCCCAGGCUCACCGAGAGAAGACUUCAGAUUCAACAUUGACGCUGUUACUGAGGAAUGCAGAACACAUUUCAGUGAUGUUGAGAAGUCGAGUAGAGAGCCAUACGUACCGAGGCGGGAUUACAACGAAAAGUUUGACCAUGCCGGACAUGAUCCAGAUAUCGACGGCAUCGACUGGAGACCUGGCUUCAAAAACCAGUUUCCAUGGAUCGGCUUUGCGGGACUCGUGGUCAUCUUCGUGGCAACUGCUACGGCUGUCAUCAUUCUGGUCUCUUCCCACAAGAAGCGAGUCAAGGACUGGCCAUUUACGAGCUUCUACGCGAUUGUUACUUCCGGUCGAUACUUCAACCUGGUGGCCCUCGCCGCACUUAUGACCAAAUUCGCUGUUGUCGAUAGUACCCUCUUCCAGAAAGCUACGAGGACGAUUGUAACUCAGCAAAAGGAGUACGCCAAUUCCACCAUGACUGGAUGGGUUGAGAGAGACUGGCCGAAGAAAUUAGGAGGUCUUCCCGCACGAGAUGGCACCACCAGACUGAAUCUUGCUUCAUGGGCCAGCGUUCUGGAUGCGUACAACGGCAAGCUCGCCAACGGGAAGGUGCAUGACGGUCUCAACGAUACUGCGUCUUUCUUCGAAUGUCCAUAUCGCCAGGAAUGCAGUGGUGCCGUUGAAGGUCUAGGGUUUGCGUUCAAUUGCACAAGCGAUUACCAACAGGUUGACUAUGGAUUAGAAGAAGCGGGAUCCUAUCCGCUAUGGCAUGUCAAUUUCAACCCACAAUGGGCAACCGAAACGAAAUCAUACGCCAGCAUCAAUCUCGAGAUGUUAUAUGUUGAUAGCCGAAUCGGGAAAGACGACUCGUGCCCGGGUCGUAAGACUACACGCACGUGCGAGAUCGUGCCUGCAGUCGUUCAGUAUCCAGUUACUGUCAUGGUACCAAGCAAAGAAGAACUUGAUGGCAAGAACAUCGUCACACACAUCAAGUUCUUCAACGCCGAUGCUCCACGGCCCAUCGGAGCUAAUCUCAACGGGAUCAGACAAAUUGAUGGACUGAAAGUUUUAAAGACCGUCAGUCUCGACGAAAGAAUCGAGGGCUCUUCCACAGUCGGGAGUCUGGCCUAUAUCAUGAAUAACCUCUAUGGGUCUUCGGUGAACCUCACUUAUGACAAUGGCUGGGAUCUUAGUUCUCAAGGUGCUUCCACGCAGACUACAUUUUACUCAGACAACGAUGAAGUAAUGAAGGACGCCUGCUGGUUCAACAUCAACAAGCCUGGUCGGGAUGAUCCUACCAUCGAGAUGCUGCGCAAGCUUAACACACUGAGCUUUGUGACUGCGUUGUACAUCAAAGGCGCCCCUACAACCGAUAGAGACAAACGCAAAGCCCUCGGCAUGGCCAGCCAAAACAUCACCACAUCAAUCACCGGCAUCGUAGAAGAAUACCUCACCUCCUCCGCCUACGUCUACGGCGCCCUCGCAGCAACCUUCAUCACAGUCAUACUCGUCCUACCCGUUUACUGGGGUUUCUGGCAACUCGGUCGCAAAGUCACUUUAGGUCCACUAGAGAUCUCACAAGCCUUCGGUGCGCCCAUCAUCGCGCCUGACAAAAUGAAAGCAUAUCAUGGCGACUUUGAUCAGGUGCUUGAAGAUGUUGGGGAUAGGAGAGUACAGUAUGGACAACUCAAGAAUGCACCGCCGGGGCAGAUGGGGCUUGCGGAGCCGGAGAGGGUAGUGGUGCCUAAGGCUUGUCAUCGGUGGCGGGUGAGUGGGCAGAGGGAGAAUAGGAGGAUUGGGCUUGGUGCUGUCUUUGGGGGUGCGGUUGCUGCUACUAUGUCGGGGAAUGCGAGGGAUUGA
Alternaria ethzedia is the source of this 1929-nucleotide messenger RNA. RefSeq lists its product as uncharacterized. The coding region runs from base 1 to 1929 and encodes 642 amino acids. Lineage: Eukaryota; Fungi; Ascomycota; Dothideomycetes; Pleosporales; Pleosporaceae. The transcript is spliced from 2 exons. The record is from RefSeq and is a predicted model, not a curated record.